AUGUUACACUUGAUUGUCACGACGAUCAAGAUCCUCAAGUCGAACCAUCCCCGGACGAUAGCCGCGACGAGGAUCUGUCAGCCACCAGCCAUUGGUUACAAGAAACGUAAAGAUUGCCUCCUAUCCGAAAUCAAAAGACUAGAGACUCGGACCACCCAACUGGAGGAGCAACACAAACGCCUAGCAAGCAAACCUUCAGCGUUGGAAGGAGCCAAAAAAGAGCACGAAAACCUAGGCAGAGACGCGGAGAGGUUUUUAGAAUAUAUCGCCAAGUUACAAGAGGCAAAAAAGAAGUCAGAGAAGUUCAAUGAAGCGCUCAAGUAA
Puccinia triticina is the source of this 324-nucleotide messenger RNA. RefSeq lists its product as uncharacterized. The transcript has 4 exons. Bases 1 to 324 code for a protein of 107 amino acids. Lineage: Eukaryota; Fungi; Basidiomycota; Pucciniomycetes; Pucciniales; Pucciniaceae. The record is from RefSeq and is a predicted model, not a curated record.